GCUGCAAACAUCAUUAGGAGGGGAGACGCUUUCCACCGUCAGCGCCGGAGCAGAGCAGGGGAGCCCUGGCAACAAGGAGAGACACAAACUCAGCAGCCCGUUACACCCAACAGUGACAUGGUGACAGCACCCGCAGACAGACAGACGUGGACAGACGGCGCAGGCCCCCGGAGCUCUUCCCUCCCAUUGGUGGAGAGAUCCAGACUUGACACCAGGAACUGCAGCUCCAGUCGGUUGUCAGCUCUCAACUGAGCAGCAGGCUCCACCUAUUCCGCCCAAGUAGCUCCGCCUCCUCUGGUCAGGGAGUGCUGAGUCCCUGAGCCAACACACUGCAUUCUGGGAAAGUCUGGAACCCUCUCCAUGGGCUGUACCACCUGCUGACAACCCAGGGGGGUCUGGAGGAGUUGUGUUGAAUGAGGAUUGUGCUGGGUGUGGGCAGGCUUGCUUUUGCAAGGAAAUGAUUCCGCAUGAAGUGCGACGCACUCGGCCCCCUGUCGUCCUCGGCGGCAGCAGCAGGUGUGACGUCGUGACUCUCUCCCCUACUACACUGAGCUCACCCUUCAGCCACUAAAGACCUCUGGACCAAACAGACCGCCCUAACCCUCCCUUCCCCUCUAACCACCCCUCCAUAUCUUCAUCUGCAUCUUUAAUCCUUCCUCACCUGCUUGUUAGAGCCUGGAAUUUCUUUGUUAUCAAGAAAAGACCUGUUAAUCAGCACCCUGAUAGAGAGCUAAAGAGAGAAAAGAUUGGGAAAGUUAAUCCUUAGCUAAUUAAAGCGAGACAAGGGACAGAUCACCUAGAGUGAGAAAAAGAGACAGGGAAGUGGAAUAAAAAGUCAGAGAGAGAGAAAGACAGAGAGAGAGAGAGAGAGAGAGAGAGAGAAGAAAACAGAAAGAAAACGCUAUAGGAAGCCAAAAGUUUAGGAAAGAUAAAGCAAGUACAGUUGAGGGACGUGAGGCGAAGUCAGCAUGAAGUCCAACCAGGAACGCAGUAAUGAAUGUCUGCCCCCAAAGAAGAGGGAGAUCCCCUCGAGCACAUUACCAUCUGACAUUCGCUCACCUACCAUCCCACAUGCCAGUGACAGCCAGCGCACAGAAAACAUGGCCUGGCUUGCUAGUGUGGCUGGUGGGAACGAGAGUGGUGUGGGCGGACACCGUAGCUCCAGUCAGUCUGACGGCCCCCAGUAUAAAUCCCUCUUCUCCACGUCAGACUCUCCAUCCUCCUCUUCCUCACUGAGGCUAGUCUCAUCUCUUCCCACAGUGUAUACAUCCCCCCUGUCACAGCCCACAGUUGGAGGAACUGUCCAUUACGCCCAACUGCCUCCUAACCUGCAGUUUAUAGCCUCCCCUUACACUGCCCCGUACGCAGGCUACAUCUCCUCUCAACUGCUUCCACCUCCUCCUCCACCUCCCCCCCUGUCCGCCUCGUCCUCCUCUUUGGCCGCACAGAGACACUCACACACAUCAGAGACAGUAUCUGCUCCCUCGCACGUCUCCAAACAUGACCAGCAGAGAGCGUCCACGGGGCGUACCUCCAUGCCUCCGCCUUCUACAGACCCCGCCCCUCACCACGUUCAAAUGUCAACCUCAACACGGACUGUGCCGUCACCUCAUUACCAAGGAGGCGUUCACCUUCCUCCCCAGUCACUGCACCACCACCAUAAUUUGGGGCAUGGGAUGUCCCAGCUUGUGGUGCAGUAUAGCGACGGACACACAAGGAAAGAGGAAGGUGGCUCCAGACCCAGAGAGCUCCACAAUGGAGAGCUGGAAAGGGGUCGGCGGUUUGGAGCGUCUCCUGAGUCCAGCCUCUCUAAGCCAGGGAGCAAGUCACGGGAUGCCACGUCGUCUUUGUCCACCUACGAGGCCCGCCAGCUGGUUCUGCAUUCAGACUACUCUACUCAUGAUCCCUCAGGGCUGAGAACCUCUUUCAUGCUAAUGCCCAACAGCCAUGGGGACCACCAGCUGGUGCCGCCGAGAGCCAGCCCUGAGAAGCUGACAACCUCUGCCCCCGCACACCUGGAGAAAGGUGGCAUCAUCCUGGGCAAGCCUGUCAACCGCACGCCCUCCUCCACCAACACCACCUCUUCUUUCACGUUUCCGCCCCCGUUAAGUGUCGACAGCCUGAAAGCUGCUGUCAACACACUGUCACCCCAGACCGUUAUCCAGACCACCCACAGCACUACAGAGUCACUGUCAAUGGGGCUCCCCUCCACCAGUAUCUACCCCCAGCCGCCCAUCAUUGGUUACAUCGCAGGGGGCAGCGGGAGCCAGCAUACGCCAAUCAGCUACCACACCAGCCUACAACAACACUUACUCAUUCCUGGCGCCCAACCGGUCAUUAUCCCUGUUAGUGGAGGCGGAGUCACCGCGUUGGAACCCGUAACCUCCAACGUGACGUCGUCUACCCAGGCUGCACCGUUUCCUACCACACUCCCUCACACAUACAUCGCUGCCACUGCCCACAAAGGAGAAACUCUUGAACACCCCAGCGGCUCGUAUCACCAGGCCGCCUCAGGUGGCGUGGUCCAAGCCCAGCUUCAUCUUCCCAUUGUUCCAGCGCCACCGGGGCUGGUCGCUCCAUCUGCUCCUCCUUCAUCCGGUACGGUGGUGCCCCCCUCACUCCCGCCAUAUUUCAUCAAGGGCUCCAUCAUCCAGCUGGCCGAUGGGGAGCUGAAACGGGUGGAGGACCUGAAGACGGAGGACUUCAUCCAGAGCGCCGAGAUCAGCAGCGAGCUGAAGAUUGACUCGUCCACAGUGGAGCGCAUCGAAGGGAGCCACACCUCACCCAACUUCGCUGUCGUUCAGUUCUCUGUUGGUGAGCACCGUGCACAGGUGAGUGUGGAAGUCUUGGUGGAGUACCCCUUUUUCGUCUUCGGCCAAGGCUGGUCUUCAUGCUGCCCAGACCGGACCACCCAGCUUCUUGAGCUGCCUUGCACCAAGCUCUCUGUGGGCGACGUUUGUAUCUCACUCACCCUCAAGAACCUGAAGAACGGAUCCCUGAAGAAGACUCAGCCCCUGGAGCUGGCCACCCCUGCCUCCGUCCCAGCCUCCAGCCACGGGCACCUGAAACCCCCCAGAGCUGUCUCAGACGCUCCCCAGAGCUGCAGCGGAGGAGGCUCCAGGCACAGCGAGCGGGAGAACGGCAUCAGCCAGCGAGGGAGGGGUGGAAGUGGGAAUGGCAGUGGAGGAAGUACCAAUGUGGAAAACGGGGAUCUCAUGUUUGGGGAGAGAGGGUCAGUUUCUAAAGGUCAGGUUGCCGGCAGCGCAGAAGCUGCCGUCAGUAAGCCAUCAGGAGGCAGGAAGCGGAGAUGGUCCGCUCCUGAAGGUCGACAAGUAGAAAAAUCGGAGGAGGAGCCGCCCCUGACCCUGCCCAAACCUUCCUUCAUCCCUCAUGAGGUGAAAGUCAGCAUCGAGGGAAGGUCAAAUAUUGGCAAGUGAAGGCUAGCAGGACUGUUCAAUAACCAUUGGGAUUUGAAAAAAAACGUAAAAGGAUUUUACAAAAAAACAUGAAUGCCCACAUUAAUGUUUCAUUUGUCUUGGUUUUCUGUUUUUAUUUUUCUAUCUUGAAUACUGUACUGUAGAGGUAAAUUUACCCUACAUGGUAUCACCUUACAUUAAGUCCAUGUAGGUAAUAACACAUUUUUUUAUAGAUGGAUUUGAUAUCACACAAGCAAAUGGUGCCGUUUUGGUGGUUUUCAUGAGAUGACUUACGGUGAGGAGUGCUAGAUGUUUAUUGGUGGCUGUGUGGCACACAGGAGCAAAGCUUGAUGGCUCUUCUUGGCUGGCUACACAUGAAACCUUAUGUAAAUUUCUGAUUGAAUUAGCUCACAGUAACGGUGAUUUCACUCCCUGCGCACUGCUCGUGAGGUCGCCUGGAUGAAAACACUUUCCCACCACCUCUUGCAGCGCCAGUGGUUUUACACUGGGCCACAGAGAGAGUCAGCUGAUCCAGAGCAUGAAGGAUUUAUGGGUUUAAUCAUGGCAUGAUUCAUUUUCUGAAUCAGAUUUGGAGUUGGAAAAAACACCCUCUCUAUGUCUCUACUAUAAACGUACUGUUUGUUAUUCACAGUGUCAUCAGGGUGUGCCAGACUUGACCGGUGAUGUCAUCAAGUGGUGCCAGUGUGCCGCACAAAAGAGAGGGAACAACACUUACUUUGUUCAGUUUCAUGAUAGUGGAGUCUUUACUUUCAUCUUGAGCAUUUUCACUUGUUUUUUCAUGAAGCCCUCGUCUUCUAUCUCACCUGAUAGUUGUUUUCAAUGAUUGUCGAAAAACCUUAAUCAGGGGUCAUUUAGAUUGAACCUAUAGGUGGGUCAUUGUUAAUGUAUAAAUGUGAGAUGCCCUAACCUAAUACAUACAAGUGCAAACACACUGGGUUGGCGAACUUCACUUCAAGAAAAUGUUAAGAGGAAUACUGCAUACAAUCCUCAUUGUUUUUUGAUGAAUUACUUUAUAUUUUUUUACGGAGAAAGGCUGUGUGAGAGGAACCGAGAGAAUCUGCAUGUCAGUUCUGAGAGGGUCAGGAUGUUUCAAAAGCACUUAACACACCUGUCACACUCACCAUACAGCCGGCAAAAUUUUUGUUGUCUCUUUAUUUACGCAGUACUGUAUGUUUUUAGAUUUUUUUUUAUUAAGACAAGGGUAGAAAGUAGCAACAGCACUUUGGAAAGGUGAAGCUUUUGGAAAAGUGAAGGGGUGGUUUGGUAACGUGGGAGCGGAUGUGCCAUGGGAUCACAAAGAAAGGGAUGAUCGUGAUAUUGGAGAACAAUUCCAAGUAGUAGGUGGUUAGAGAAAAAAAAUUGAUGUUGACAAAAGGAAGUAGAUGGUUUUGUACAGUUAACCAGCCAUGCAAAAGUUAGGGGAAAGUAUCGGAAUGUGUUUUGAAAGUUUGGGAUCUGGCAUAAGGAUUAACAAGGCUUUUAAAAUAUCCCAAUAAUGUUCUGUACUCGACUGAGAGCAUUGAUUGGAAGCCACAGAAGGGUGUCAUAUAUUUGUAAUAUGUGUGCUAGAAUGUGCAUGAUGCUGGUCUGUGUCUGUCCAUACACACACACACACACAGACACACACACACACGCUUACUCAAACACAGAACAGUACAGACCAUCCCUGAAACCUAUAAUAUGUACUGUAUUGAGAUGGAUGCAGACUGUCCCUACUGCAAAGAAACUAGUUGACUGACAUUGGAUUAAUGCUGACUGCUAACAGUACAGUUGUAGAGAGUGCUCUGUGGUGUGUUUGCGUAUGUGUGUGAGUUUGUGUAUGAGUGUAUGUAUACUGUGUAUAGGAAAAAGGUUAUAUUCAUUUGAUAUAUAGACAAUGCUAAAUGUCCAGUGUUUCUACUUCGUACUUAAUAGAAUCUUGCAAUUUGCACAUCAGGAGGAGGGAGAAGGGUGGAGACAUGAUUUCUGAACCGCCCUGUCCUGAAAUGAGCCCUAGACCACGUGACACACUGGAGGAGACCAGGGUUUUUGUUCCUCAACAGGCACUUGUCACAUUGUAGAGGAAACAGUUUCUUCAUCAACGCAGUUAAGGUCAAAUUACAUUUGAGUUUUUGCAAACCUAACCGCAGUUGUAAAAUUAUUUUUUACACGUGCCUGCCUACUGAAUUUACUGACUUAAGUUGAAGAUAUGCCAUUUCUAGUGUAUCUGAAGGAAAAUUCAGACUUUUUUGUCCAUUUUUCCUGCUGUUGAAACCAGAGUGUAGGGACUAGGGUUCAGUUUUGAACACGGCCUGUGCUUUCAGCCAGCUUGAACCCAAUUUUGCUAAGAUGCAGCAGUUAACUCAGCAGAUAUGCCUGCUUGGUUGGCCCAACAUUCAGAGCUUUUUCAGCUUUUAUUCCAAACAUCAGUGCAACUGAAAUACAGUGAUGCUUUAUAUUUAAAUUUUGACAUAUUAUCUACUUCGGGCUGUAAAUCAAUACUAUUGGUCACCAUUAUUUUGUGUCUUUGGGUUUUUACAGAUAUUUAACCAAUUAAAAGAAUAAAAAAAGGGCUUGUGACUAAAUGUUGUAACUCCUUUAGACUUUAAACUGUCAUUUAACUUAAUUUGAGAUAAAUAGCUCAGUAAAAUGUUUUUAAAUUUGUUUUCAGUAACAGUUUUGGACAUACAAGGUUUCCGUCUGACAGCAACAAUUUGAGAAAAGGAAAAAUGAAAUUGGUUGUUUUUAAAUCUGUCAGUGAUAGUAGAAACAUAUGAUCUGGGGUUGAAUAUAUUCUGAUUGUAUGGCGCCAUUCAACAUGGAUGUUCCUCUCAUGCUGCAUGUCAUAAUACAGUAUGAUCAGCUGGCUUCCUGCAGGCAUUUCUGUUGAGCUCUCUGCUCAGCCUCUGUACUUUAUUACAGAAUAGUUUUUAGUUGGCAUUGUCUCUAAAACGUGUAUCAGUCGUGUUUCCAUCCCACUGAGGUUUAACCGUGUGGGGUAGCGCUGUUUCAGGUGGUGGGAGUUUACCAGGGUGACCGCAGUAUGGAUGUGUGCUCAGAUGGAUGAGGAGUGGUUGAGUAAACCGGCAGAUGGAUGGUGACGGUGAGUGAAUGAGUAGACCCCAUAUGAGAUUUGAAAAUGCUUUAUUUUUUUAUAAUAAAACAGGGUUUCUCAGAUCAACGCCACCACAGCAGAACAUUUUAAUUUCUUCCUUUUCCUAUUGAAACAUCACAAUUAUUAGUAGUAGUACGGUGUGUGCAUGUUUUGCAAUCUGUGUAUUCUGUAAAUGUACACUUACGUUAUUUUUGUCCAACCCCCUUACCAACUAAUGAAAAAGCAGAAUAAACAGCCACUCAGACCAUCCAAACUUUUACUGUCAGUCAGGUUAAAACAUUUUUAGCCAAAGCCAAGUGAUGUUGCUUUGGUUACUUUCAGAAAGCAAUAGUACGAUUAUUCAGGCACUCUCCUUGUGUAUGGGUUCAACACACACACACACACACACACACACACACACACACAUACACACACACUCUCAUUCACAUAAAUUCCACUCAAAUCUUCUGCAAUAAACAUUUAAUAAAAAUCGUCUCACAUUGCAACCAAAACAAUUCCUGCUUGCUUCCCGUAGAGGAAAUACAAUCUUGCCAUAUACUAAAAAAUGCUUUUCGAUUUACCUGAACACCUCCUUAUCAUAAAGUACAUUAAAUCGUAACAAAAUUGCAGUUGCAGCACCAGUUGCUAGUCUUUCAGGGAUGUGUCUCAUAUAUGCAGUAAUUGACCCCAAAACCUCCGCUGUCCAGCUGGUCAGAGUCAUAAACUCUGUUGUCACGCUGCAGGUGAUCACACUAUGCACCUGAAGUAACCAGCAGACGUUUCGACUCGGCCCAGGUCUGCCUCGUUGCCACGAUUCCCGUAGUGACCUCGUUAACUUCGUUUCAGGUACCUAAUCAUAGCCAGCCAGCCUCGCAAAAAGCAAUCGAUUAACCCUCAACAACCGUUAGCUACCUUUCAGUGUGGCCUGGCCGGGACAAAGCAGGGCUGGCCUGGGCUGCCUGAUCCCCUCCUAACAUCACCUUUUGAUAUUCGGUCUCCUUUUCACUAUUAGCUUAUUAAUAAAGGUCAUUGUGUUUGUACUUCAGUGGAAAUGCAUGCUUCUUAAUAAUAGACUGUGGAACAAAGCAAUCUGAAAUGUAGACACAUUCUGAAUGCAGAAGAGGGAACGGCACAUCACAGCAAGAUUUCAACUUUUUUUGAGGGUUCGGUGUAGUUUUAAUUUCAGUUUUUAAUCCCCUUGAAAUGUACCACAAUGUGCAAUACUUACAUUUUGUUCCCCCCCCCUUUGCUGUGCCAAGUGUAUGUAGCAUACUCCAGUGUCUCAUCCUUGUAAAUGGCUUGUGUAUUUUACUGUCUGUUGAUGUGUGUGUGUCACAUCUGUAGAACAAGAGUCAGGAUGUUUGUGAAGAGAGUUUGUCCGUACCUCUCUUUUCCCCUUGUCCUCGCGGCCUUCCUAAAUUUGAGCAUGUGUGUCCUUGGUGUGUGUGUGUGUGUGUGUGUGUGUGUCUGUCUGUCUUCACCAUGUGUCAUGCGUGUAGUAUGCGUGCUUAUGUACACCUGGUGUUCAAUUGUGUUAAUGAGGGUUUGAGUGUGUGACACAUGAGUGUGUGUAACAGAGUGUUUUCCUGCUCUAAUCGUCUGUGAGAUCGUAAACCCUGACCCUCGACGGUUCAUGGUGAGACCCGCAGAAAAAAAAGAAACCUCAUUGCUUAGUGGGGACCACUUUUUGUAAAAAAAAGAAAAAAUAGAAAAAGGAAAAAAAAAACAACAACCAACCAACAGAGAUGCACAUGUAAGUAGAUGUAAAAGACUUGAUAAUGUUUCAGCACUUUCUAAUCCUAGGACGGGCUUGGUCUAACCCCUCUGUCUCAGACCGAUACCUUCCCUAGGGAUAACAUUCAUUCAAAACAGACAGAGAGAAUGAGAAUGAUUAAAAAAGGGGGUGAAUAAGGAUGAAAAAGAGAGAUGGCUCAGUUUAAGUUUUUGCACAUCACCUUGCCGUAACCUUGUGUUUAUCUGUCUGUGCUCCAUCUCGCUUGGCGCCCGGCGCGUUCUUGGGUCCAACGGGCCGAGGUGUUAGGUGGUUCCUUGGUUCUUUUCUACUAGGAAAACCUUUUCUCAUGGAAUGCAUCCCUUCUUUUGUUGUGUCUGGGUUUGUUUGGAAUCUAUUUCCACCCUACGCCAACGCAGCUGUGCCGUUAAUUUGGUUUUGUUUUGUUCACACUUUGAGACCUAAUUUGGCAGACAUGUUGGUCACAGCUCGGUUUGGUCGUGCGGGGUGAAAACGGUGCGUACAAACCUUUGCAUUGUUUGCAUUAUCUUUGGUGCAGGAGCUUUUUCUGUGUUUUUGGUCUCCUUGUAGCACUCAAUAUAAUGUCAGGGGACUUAUGUAGAGAAUGUGUCAUUUUUGAGUUUUUAUGACAAGCUUCCUCACUGGAGGAACACUGCUAAUGUCUUUUUUUUAAUUGGCUUCUUGCACAAUUUUACAAAUAAAAUGAAUGUUGGUGUGUGAGCUUUGACUUUUCGAUCAGAAAAAAAGGCAUGUGUGCUCUUUGUUUCUUGAUGUUUGUACUUUCAUUUUGCAAAAAGGAUGUGUUUUUGGCACUUUGUCGUGUUUUAAAAGUGAACAGAAUUCGAUCAGGAUUCCUUUUGUUUUCAUUCUUUUUUUUUUUUUUGUAUGACGUCUCGUCAAUGUCCAUAGCGCUGGAUAACCAACUCAGGCAGAAAGAAAAAAAAAAAACUUGUAGAGGCCCACUUAACAGUUUAGUUUCACCCCAAUCAAUUUACAUAGUGGGCUGUUUCAUAUGGGUUAUAAGAUAUGUAAAUGUAUUACAUAUAAUUUGAUAUGAUUAACAAAUGUCAUUAUUGACAAUUAACUAUGAAUUAUUAUUAUGAUAUUCUGUGUAUUAUGCUGGAGAUGGCUUGGAUUACUCUUCAGUGUACUGAACGUCUUUGUUGGGCCGCUCUGUGCAAGGCGACAAACACUUCAGCAGGGGACAGGCUGUAUGGUUCGUGACCUCUGACCCUGCCCACUGCCACGGAGGGGGGCGGAGCUUAUCUGUCAGCUGUGGCUCAGUUGAUUCCUCCCCCGUUCUGAACACUCAGCCCUGAGGCUAGCAACCAGUCUGUUUCGAUGUCUCUCUGCUAACCUGCGACACCAAGUACUGAACUGAAACUUUUUGGCCCAUGUGACAGUAGCAGAGAAGUGGACAUCAGCACAGACCUGCUCGGACAGUCUGGCCUGCAGGGGCCGAAGCAGUUCCCAGCCAACUUGUUUGUACUAUAUUGUACUCACCAAGUCCCUGUGUCUCACCACCCUUUUCCUCUAUAGCAAUGGAGAAACCCUGUUGGUGUAUGUAUUUGACAUCUGUACAAAUGCACCUCUUUGAAAAAGAAAAUGAAACCUUGACAUAU
Centropristis striata (black sea bass) is the source of this 9885-nucleotide messenger RNA. It is a transcript of the gene atxn1a, whose product is annotated as ataxin 1a. Bases 969 to 3437 code for a protein of 822 amino acids. Gene Ontology annotation, cellular component: nucleus. The record is from RefSeq and is a predicted model, not a curated record. Gene Ontology annotation, biological process: nervous system development; negative regulation of transcription by RNA polymerase II. Gene Ontology annotation, molecular function: protein binding; RNA binding. NCBI's taxonomy places the organism in Eukaryota, Metazoa, Chordata, Actinopteri, Perciformes, Serranidae. The transcript is spliced from 5 exons.